GAAACCGAACCGGAGACAGACACGACGAGCUGCCCGAUUCCUUCCCCACAUCCAUCGUCAAAAGGAGAAGAGAGAGAGAGAGAGGAGCAAACCCUAGCUCCAGCUUGCCUCCUACUCCGCCAUCAUCCAGAUCCGGCCGGUGCGUGCGAUGGCGCUGCGCGUUCUGGCCCGUAAGCUGAGGUUCCCUGCCACGUCCGUUCUCCAGCGGGCGUCGACCCCCGUGGUGUCGCCGCCGGCGAGCUCCCGACUUCUCACCUCCCACUCCUCUCAGAGUGGAGGAGCCAAGAGAGCAGUGAAUGAGACCAGGAAUGCUCGACCAAGGUGGAGGAAUUACAAAAAACUGGAGAAGCGUUUUUUGCGCGAUAUGGAGAAGGACAUGAAGAAUUUCAAGGAGCUUUCAUUAGCUAUGGACAACUUGCCAAGGAAUGUUGUACUCACUUCCUCUGUUGGUCUUGCGGUUUUGACAACCGGCUGGGCGUAUGCCAUUGGUGUUUUCGAUUGGAACAGAAUGGGGGACAAUGAACCUUCGGCUUAACAAGGUGUUGCGUAGAUGCACCUCAUGAAUAAUCUAUGAGACUUUUAUGUUUAUGUAAGAGGAAUGGAAUGGUGCGGACAAGGAGAAGACUGUAUGCUUGUUAAGUAAUUUAUUAGUUGGAUGUUUGACUGUUUGGUUUGUGGUAUGAAGCGAUCCAUCACAAUCUCACUACUUAGUUUUUUUGUGUUUGGUUUGUGGAAUAGAAUAAGUUGAUCUGUUGCCA
This is a messenger RNA of Sorghum bicolor (sorghum), 758 nucleotides long. RefSeq lists its product as uncharacterized. The transcript has 3 exons. The coding region runs from base 149 to 535 and encodes 128 amino acids. The record is from RefSeq and is a predicted model, not a curated record. Lineage: Eukaryota; Viridiplantae; Streptophyta; Magnoliopsida; Poales; Poaceae.